AAGUAUCUGCAGAUGGCGAUAUACGCUUCACGAUCAGCUGUAAUUCGAGUUGCUCCAAACGAAACACUUCUAUCUAAACAUUGAUAUUGCGAUACCUGUGAUCGCGAAUUCGAUCUAUUAUUAACUCCUAUUGAGUAUAAAGUACUGUCUACAUAUAGUAAUUACAUUUAUAUUAAAAUUAUUUCUAAAAUCUGUAAUAUACACGUGUGUAUGCAAGUUUUUUCUAUGCAUGUAUAUGCAAGUUUUUUAAUUACUUAAAACAGGACACAAAUAGAUAUAUUUUACGUGAUGAACAUCUGUAGGUGCGUCCAAAUUGCAACGAUAUCUUCGAUAAAACGUAUAUGGACUUAGAUCCUGCAGAAAUGGUGAAUGAGGUUAAAGAGAAAGUAAUAUUGCACUGGAACUGUCGAGGACUGACAGAGUUACCAGAAAUCAUACGAAAAUAUGGCAAUCACAUACAGGAGAUAUAUUUAAAGUGGAAUAAACUUACCACUUUACCACCAUGGAUUAUAGAAUUAUUUAAUGUUACUAAUUUAUAUAUCUAUGGUAAUCUCAUUAAGGAACUUCCUGUAGAACUUGGCAACAUGUCUCAAUUGACUGUAUUAGAUUUGAGUGCAAACAAAUUAAAAGAAAUACCAUCUUCUAUUGGUAAUCUAAUAAAUAUAGAAUCAUUGUUAUUUAAUGAUAAUUACAUAAAAAAAUUACCAAUGGGUAAGUAUAUGUUUAGGACAUUUAGUAAAUGCGAGCUCAUAAUUUAUUUUCUUAUAAUACAAAGUGCACUGCCCUCAAUUUACAAAACAGAAAUGAGCCAACUUCAUAAUCUGGAAGUAUUAUCUCUUUCUGGAAAUGAAUUUGUAGCAUUACCAGAGUGGCUUGGUUCAUUACCAAAGCUUAAAGAGUUAAAUGCAGAUAAUAAUUAUUUAAAGGAACUACCUAAUAGAUUGACAUUGGCUCCUAAAGUAUCAGUGAUUUCAGUGUGUUCAAACAGAUUAAAAUAUUUACCAUUAAAUGGUUUCUUGUCAUCUCCUUGCAUAAGAUUUGAUGCAAAUGAAUAUUUAAAUUAUUUAUCUUAUCCUGUCCUCAUCCAAUUGGCUUAUCAAAUUCACACAUCAGUUACUGGUGAUUCAGUGAAUAUCCUAGGCUAUAAAUGUUUCAAAUUAAAAUAUGAUGAUAAUCAAUCAUUGAAUACAAAUAUCAAAUUAAAUAUAAAAAUAGAUGCAUCAUGCAACAAAAAUAUAGUGAUUGAAUUACCAAGGCAAAUUUUAAGGAUUCACAAUGUUAAUGAAAACAAAACUGUUUCUUUGUGGGAGCUUGCCCUUAGAAAAGUUUACAGAUUAAAGUAUAAGCAUAUACUUAAUAUUUCUACAUCUCCUAUAAACGUUAAAGUUGUUUAUAAACAAAAUACUAAAAGAAAUUUUGAUUUUUUAAUGUCCUCUAUAAACUGUGCUUCAUAUAAUUUAUUGAUAAAUGGACCAGCCACUAUUUGUGUAAAUUCUCAUUGUCAACAACCAAUUUUCACAGAAGCUUGGAUUAUUGUUGGUAUUAUUCAUCAUAUAUAUUCGAUUCCAACUAUUGCUUUAUGUUGUUCUAGAAGCUGUGCUUUUAAAUUUAUGGCUAAUUCAAGUAUGAUGCUAAAUUUUCGUUGGUAUUGCAUAAAUUGAUGAUAUUUUUUUUACAUAACUAGUCAAUUAUUCGUUCUUGUAUAUACAUUGUUACCAAAAUAAAAAGAGAUUAUGUUCUUAA
Vespula vulgaris is the source of this 1743-nucleotide messenger RNA. Its product is annotated as leucine-rich repeat and death domain-containing protein 1-like. The coding region runs from base 342 to 1661 and encodes 439 amino acids. NCBI's taxonomy places the organism in Eukaryota, Metazoa, Arthropoda, Insecta, Hymenoptera, Vespidae. The record is from RefSeq and is a predicted model, not a curated record. The transcript has 6 exons. Gene Ontology annotation, molecular function: protein binding.